Molecule: messenger RNA, 648 nt
Organism: Melopsittacus undulatus (budgerigar)
Lineage: Eukaryota; Metazoa; Chordata; Aves; Psittaciformes; Psittaculidae
Product: E3 ubiquitin-protein ligase ZNRF4-like
Source: RefSeq, a predicted model, not a curated record
AUGUGGCACCACGUCCAGGCCGGCAGCAAGACCUGCCCGCUCUGCCUGUGCAGCAUCACCACGGUGGCCUUGAUCCACCUGGGAGCACACAACAACAAGCAGAAAAUCUUUGCUUACGUGGCUUAUAAUGACAGCUCCAAGUGCACUGCUUAUAAAGCUCUGCCUGCAUGGUUUGGGCCAUGACUCCCAGCAACAGGGCUGACAGGAUAUUUGGUAAGAGUGGUACCACCAUCAGUCUCCCUCCACUUGCAAAGGACUUUGCAGUGCACAGAAGGGGCAUACGUCAGACUUCUACCACCCAAACUCUAUUUGAGUGUUUGUCAAGAAAGCACCAAAAUGCUGGAGAAAACUCUCACCAUGAAGAUUUGCACAGACCUAUUCUGCAUCACUAUUGCCAACACCUUAAUUAUAGUUGGCUUCAUCUGGUACAAGAGGGCUCACGGGACAAAGCUGCACACAUACAAGAAGAGAGACAAAUAUGAGACCUGUGUGAUCUGCAUGGCAGACUACAAAGAAGGAGACCACUUGAAGAUCAUGUCCUGCUCUCAUGCUUACCAUAGUGUCUGCAUUGACACUUGGUUCCACACCCUGCCUGGGAAGAAGACAUGUCCCUUCUGCAGGCAACUAGUGAACCUGUGGGCAAGGUGA